Messenger RNA from Trichomycterus rosablanca, 1515 nucleotides. RefSeq names its product zinc finger protein 276 (gene znf276). Gene Ontology annotation, molecular function: transcription coregulator activity. The transcript is spliced from 9 exons. The record is from RefSeq and is a predicted model, not a curated record. Gene Ontology annotation, cellular component: nucleus. Lineage: Eukaryota; Metazoa; Chordata; Actinopteri; Siluriformes; Trichomycteridae. The coding region runs from base 120 to 1337 and encodes 405 amino acids. Gene Ontology annotation, biological process: regulation of transcription by RNA polymerase II.
GUGUAAUUACGGGUGUGUUACAGUCAGAUUGAUUUAAAGUUGUUGUUAAAGUGUUUAUUAUACAUUAAUUAUACAUUAAUAAUAACAUCAACAAUAAUAACGAAAAACAAUAUUUAAUAAUGAAGAGAAAAUCGCGGAGAAUAAAGAAAGUUUGUGAAUCUCACAGUAACUCACACACAGCUCCGCCCGUCACCCACGACCACCACUGUCUGCUGAACCUGGUGUGGUGGGCUCAUGAGCACGCUGGGGAGUGCAGUUCUCGCCCCGGCCUGCAAAAGGUGCUGGAGGAGAGGUGUGGGGGUGCGGUCAGGGCCGUGUGGAGCUGUGCUGAUGGACACUCCUAUAUCAUGGACACCUCAAACACCUGCAGGAUAAACAGGAACAACACACACCCCCAAACGCACCGACCAAUCAGAACCAGCACUGAUAACGUGGCCCACGUGAACAGAGAUUCGCCCCAGAGCCCCGCCCACAGAAACGCAGCUCAGACACAAAGCUCCACCCACAGCCACACCCACACAGAUAAAUCCGAUGGUGCUGUGGGAGCAGAUAAAGUUCUAUCACAUGUUCAACCUGUAGAGGAGAGUGACCUGUCAGACAGGAUUUUCUCCAGUGAGGAGGAGGAGGAUGAGAUGAUGAAGGUCUCCACUGGGAGCAGAGCAAACAUUCACACUGAUAAAAAGUCACACAGCAGUAAGAUGGUGAUGAUCCCAGAGCCUAAAGAGAGGAAGAAACCAGGACCCAAACCAGGCUGGAAAAAGAAACUUAAAUCAGAGAGAGAGGAUUUACCCUCCAUCUAUAAGUGUCCUCAUCAGGGCUGCACCGCUGUGUACAGAGGAGUGGACGGGAUGAGGAAGCAUGUGAAGGAACACCAUGAGGAGGUGAAGGAACGCCCCUGUCCUCAUCCCGGCUGUAAUAAAGUGUUUAUGAUCGACCGUUACCUGCAGAGACACAUCAAACUCAUACACACAGAGGUGAGGAACUACAUCUGUGAUCAGUGUGGACAGACGUUUAAACAGAGGAAACAUUUACUGGUACAUCAGAUGAGACACUCAGGAGCUAAACCACUACAAUGUGAGGUUUGCGGGUUCCAGUGUCGACAGCGAGCGUCUCUAAAGUAUCACAUGACCAAGCACAAGGCGGAGGCGGAGCUGGAGUUCGUGUGCAGUGUGUGUGAGCGACGUUUUGAAAAAGCGCACAACCUGAAAGUCCACAUGAGCAUGGUGCACCCCCUCCUACAGGAGCACAACACCUACACGGACUCACAGUCACACCUAAUACUACACACAGACCCUCUCACACUGUCCCAGUCACACACACAAUCACAGCAGAAGUGAACGCAUCUCCACAUGGGUCCAGUUCAGCUGCUGUACGGUGAUGAACUUUCAGUUCCAGCGUUUCAUCCCUCAGAUCUGAAGCAGCUCUGCUUUUCACCUCCCAUUCUGUAUUAAACUGUGUUUAUUUAACCCUGUUCUGACAGCAGUGUUAACAUUUAUAAAUAAUCUUCUCUCAUCA